CUUGGUUUAUUAAACAUUUGGACGUCGUACGAAGAGGUACGGAAGGUUCGCGCCAGUCUUGUCAGCAUUUACCCCGCGCCUCACUACUUUAUCAUCACGUUUACACAUAGCGAGUAUACGCAGAAAAUGGCGUCGGCCGUUUUAUGAUCAAGCAGCCGUUAUUCUACAUUUUUUUUGUGUACGAGUUUCUCAUUGCUGUCUUCCAUAUGUUACUAAUUAUGGCUACAAAAACUGAUGUUGAGAAUGAAGGGGAAGAUUUAUCUCCCAUUGAAAGUAAUGAUCUGAAUUCUGUUGGAAAAAGUUUACAUUUUUCUGAAGAAAAAUUAAAAUUUCACCCUUUGAGAAAACGAUGUGAUAGUACAUCAAUUUUAUAUGCAACUUCACCUAAGAAAAAGAAAACUCAUAAUAUUAUUCCACCGACUAAAUUCUUGCUUGGCGGUAAUAUAUCUGAUCCUCUUAAUCUAAAUAGUCUUCAAGAUGAAGAUAUCAAUAGAGCUAUGAAUAAGACUCCAAAAUCUUCACCUUUGCAUUCGAACAAAGUAAAUAUUAAAAAAGACCAAGUUGAUGUUUUAAUUCCCAAAAACUUAGCUGAUCCUCUUGAAUUGAGUACAUGUAUUGAAGUAAAUAAAGUUAAAUGCUUUGGAAUACAUGGAUUACAGAAACGAACUCCUCAAAAACGAAAACAAAAAAAAAACCUAACAAAAGCAUUAUCUGAUCCUGGUUUGCUUACUGAAAAUACUCCAAUUUCUCAUGAUGGUUUAGAAGAAUAUAAUGACUUUGAUGAGGACAUUUCUUAUCCUCCAAUCAAAAAACCAAAAAUUGACCUUCUUAAUAAUAAAAUAUCCCACAUACCAAAAAUCAAUGUAAUUGAACCCAUUGUUGAAGAAAAUUUAGUUCUAAAUGAAGUAGAAAAAGCAAAUAAUAGUAGUAAAAAACUAAAUGCGCAACAAACAGUAGAAAUUCAUAUAUCUCCUCCUAAAACGUUAAAUUUAAAGGACAAAUCAGAAAAUGUUAUUCCAGAAUCAAAAGAGUUACGUUAUCCUUCUCCAAACAAAAAUGCAGAAAAUUGUAAAAAAACACAAGAUGAUUUUGUUAAAAACAAUGAAAAAAAUCUAAUUGAAUCCGAGCCCUUAUUAUCUUUAGAUUCAAAAAGUGAGUUUCCUUCAACUGUACAAUCACAAAAUAAAAUGAAGCACAAGUUAAAUAAAAAUGAGCCAAAAUUUAAAGAAAAAAACGCUAUGUUCAAAUAUGGAAAUUAUAACAGGUAUUAUGGAUAUCGAAACACAGAAGAAGGUGAUAAUAGACUUAAAGUAUUAGCCUCAAAGUUAGAUUUAUUUUAUGGAAAAGAUAUUUUAGAUAUUGGAUGUAAUAUUGGUCAUGUGACAUUUAGUGUUGCAAGAGAUUUCGGUGCAAAAUCUGUUGUAGGAAUGGAUAUUGAUCGUAAGCUGAUUAAUAUUGCUCGUAAAAAUGUUCAACACUAUAUAAGCAGUACAUCUUCACAGUCUUCUUUGCGAUUGACACCAAAUUAUGAACAUACUAGUCAUAUUACCAAUAUACAAGAUAGAGAUGUUUAUAAUGCUAUGGUUCAAUCAUUUCCCAUAUCUCUGCCUAUGUUGUAUGGACCUAUAAAUUUACCUGGAAUUUUUACAUCAGGAAAAUUUCCUUUUAAUGUCACAUUCAUACAGGGAAAUUAUGUGUUAGAAUCUGAUGUUAUGUUAUCCAUGGAAACAUGCCAGUUUGAUGUCAUACUGUGUCUUAGUAUUACUAAAUGGAUUCAUUUAAAUUGGGGAGAUGAUGGAUUAAAAAGAGCAUUCAAGCGUAUGUUUAUUCAACUCAAACCUGGUGGAACACUUGUUUUAGAACCUCAAUCAUGGAAGUCAUAUGGUCGAAAAAAAACUUUGACAGAUACUAUCUGGAGAAAUUAUAAGACUAUACAGCUGAAACCACAAAUGUUCACUGAAUAUUUAAUGACUGAAGUGGGUUUUACUCACUGUGAGACACUAUCCAUGCCUUACAACCCAUCAAAAGGAUUUCAACGUCCCUUAAAAUUAUAUAAAAAACCAAAUGUAUUAACAGAUAAAGAGAUAUUAAAAUGUAGUAGUACUUUGGUUAACAAAAAAUCAGAAAAUCAUAGUAUUUGAUUACUAUUAUAUUUUUGAUCUACAUACUUAUUUAUCUAUGUAUUUUAUAGUUUUUAAAUUUUUUACAUGUUAUUAAUUAAUAGUAAUUUAUUUUCAUUAGUAUGGACCACCGGUAUACAAAUAAACAUUACCAUUUUGUUGUUAAAUUUAUAUGAUUGUAAAUCAUUAAUAAUAUAUGUAUAUAUAUAUAAUGCUUUAUCAUAGUACAAAUUAUAUUAAUAGUAUGAUAUGUAAAAUAAAGAAGAAGUGUAUAUUUUUUUAUUGUUAAUUAUCUUUUUAUGGGCAUGUACAUUAUAUACUUAUACAUAUUUUAUUUCUUGUAAUUACUAUUAUUUGCAUAAUUUUAGUUAGGUUGUUAACGUCUUAAUUCAAAACUGUCAUUUCAUUGUAUACUUUCAUUUUGCUUAAAAUAUAAAAAUUUGAAGUGCACUCAAUA
Molecule: messenger RNA, 2577 nt
Organism: Daktulosphaira vitifoliae (grape phylloxera)
Lineage: Eukaryota; Metazoa; Arthropoda; Insecta; Hemiptera; Phylloxeridae
Product: 7SK snRNA methylphosphate capping enzyme-like
Exons: 7
Coding region: 144-2141 (665 amino acids)
Biological process (GO): snRNA modification
Molecular function (GO): O-methyltransferase activity; snRNA binding; RNA methyltransferase activity
Source: RefSeq, a predicted model, not a curated record